CCCAGGCAGCCAGCGCGUCCCUCCUUCCUGCCCGGCUCCCCUUCCCUUCCCGGCGGGCGGGCUGAGGCUGAGGCUGGGCAGGGCCGGCCAGGGCGGCCUCAUUGUGCGCGCGGGGGCGCCGCCAGCUGCGCCGGGCCGGGCCUGCCUGCCUGCCUCCGCGGCUCCUCCUCCCCGCCGGCCGGGCCGAGCGCCGCGCCUCGCGCUCCCCUCCGCGCCCGCCGCAGCAGCAUGUCGGGCCGGUCGGUGCGGGCCGAGACCCGCAGCCGCGCCAAGGAUGAUAUCAAGCGGGUGAUGGCGGCCAUCGAGAAAGUGCGCAAAUGGGAGAAGAAAUGGGUAACAGUUGGUGACACAUCCCUGAGGAUUUACAAAUGGGUUCCAGUAACAGAGCCAAAAGUAGAUGAUAAAACCAAGAAUAAGAAAAAGGGCAAAGAUGAAAAGUGUGGUUCUGAGGUCACCACUCCAGAGAACAGCUCCUCUCCCGGGAUGAUGGAUAUGCACGAUGAUAAUAGCAACCAGAGUUCGAUAGCUGAUGCUUCUCCGAUAAAACAGGAAAACAGCAACAACUCGAGUCCCACGCCAGAGCAGAACUCCACGGGGCAGGCAGAUGGUCCUGAAGCAAAGUCUGACGAUACUCAGGCAGAUGCCAAAGAGGAGCCUGGUUCAGAAGAUGUGUCUGAUGAACAGAAUUCGCAGUCUUCAUUGGAGAAUUCCAUGAAUAGUUCAGAGAAAGUGGAAACUCAACCUUUGGAAGAAAAUGACAUUGCCACAGAGACAUCUAAAAACUCUCAGGACUCUGAAGGCGUGCCACCUUCUAAAAAGAUGAAAGUGGAGGCUCCCUCUCAACAAAAUGUUGAUGAAAUAUAGACUCUAGAUUCCCCCCCCCCCCCGGCCAGUUUUUACAUAAGGUACAUCAGUGGGCUAAAUUAUAGAACAACCAUUCUUAAGUAUCUUCUCUUGGAGGAAGACAGAACUCCUAUAAACUUUUCAAGUUACCAAGCAAAAAUCCACGAAAACCGAGCAAAGGCUUCAGACACUGAACUUUCUUUCCUGUGAAACAAAAUGUUGAGAAUUUUAAGUUCCUGUCUCUGAAAUGGUUGGAGUGAACAACUCAGGAGGGGUCCACGCACUGUUUCCAACGUCAGAAUUACAAUUAUGUUGCUGCUGUAUUUUUUUCCAUUUUUCUAUUUAACAUUAUAAGAUAUUUAAGGAUGGUACAGGUCAGGUAUUAUCUUUUCAUGUGAAAUCCAUUGUUCUGGUUUGAUGUCUGCUUUUUUUGUGCCUUGUGUUCCAAAACAAACCAGUGCUAAUUUUUUAAACGUGGGUUCUCCCUCCCCUUGCCCCCCCCCCGCCCCCCAAUCUCUUGCAAAGUGGCCUAUGUUUCUACAAUGCCAUAUAGGAAGCUUUAAGUGUGUUAUUUUCUAUUUUAUACCCUGGUGCUUACUGUUCUAACAUAGAAAUAUUGUGAAAGAAAUCAAGGGGCCAUUUUCACGGUUGGAGUCUAGAGACAAACCAUGCGGUUCACACUUGAUUUUCUGCAAGAUACAGCAAAGAAUUUUUUUUUAAGUACAGCAUUCAAGACACUGUAAUCCUGUUCUACACAGUCCCUGUGGAAAUGUAUGGGAGUUGUGCGUAAAUACAGCUUGAGUAGGAGAAAUUCCUAGUGGGUUACAUCCUUUGGCUGUAUAACAGUCUUUGAAACAAACUGGUUUAUUCAAAUGAGUGUGUCUUGCUGUUUACUUAAAUUAGUACUGAUUUGGGUAAGUAUUGAAGCAAAUUAUGAAUUUUAAGAACUAGUUCUAAAUAGCAGUAUCUGAACCUCUUAAAUAUUCCUCUAUAAAUACAGAUUUGCACAAUAUACAUAAUCUGUAAACUGAUUUUUUUCUCUUGAAUUGUGUAUCUCCUUAAAAAAUGUGGGUGACGACUGAUUAAAUGGCGGUCGGUGUGGCGUUUAACACCCAUGUUUAAUUAGAGAUUUUUUUUAAAAAAAAAUGUGUUUGCUGAUCUAUGAAAUGGACAAAUAUAUUUUUGAACUUUUAAAAAAUUGUAAUUAUGUGAUUUUAAUUGAUCAGCUCGGUCCAUCGCUCUGAAGCCACUGCUGAUAAGUCGCCAUGCCCCAGUAGUUCCUGUCUGUAGAUACAGCUAUGUGGUUCUGUGUUUUUGUGUUUUUUACAGAUUUCCAAGGAAGUAGAGAAGCAUUUUGAUUUCAAAGCUGAAUCCUGUACUUAAUAAAUAAAAAAAAUAUAUAAAUAGCACUAAAAUACCUCAAAUUUUUCAUUAGGUAGAAACAUUCAUUGGCAUUACUGACACUGACAGGCGUAGUGAUUGAAACUGACUUAAUUCCUCUGUGUGGCUUUUCCUCAGAAAUGUGGUGCAGUUCACAAAGACCACCUGCUACAUGUUCACCAUUCCCAUUCAAGAGGGCUUCCUAGCUCAGGCAUGUAUUGAGCCUGACAGUUUAAUUUUUAAAAUAAAUGAAAGUUGCAUAGCAGUGGGUUUUAAUGAAUGGUGCCGUUUUCUUGGUACUCUGUGGCUCAGCAGACGCCCACCCCACCCUAACCGAAUCACUUACAUUUAGCGACUUCACUUUGAAAGUAGCAACACUUAAUUUGCAGAUCAUUCAGAGUUUAUAGAUACCGAGAUCCUCUAUGUACAACAGGCAGUUGAGAAUAAACAGACAGAACUAAUUCCUUAAACCCCCUGAAUGUCAUUCUAUACCCUUUUGACAUGAGGAGUGGGGGCAGAGAAUCUAGACAUUACCCGGUAUGCAGAAAUUCAAAAUUGUGUACAAGACUGUUACUAGUCUUUCUUUGAAGUGCCUGACAACACUGAUAGGCCAUUUGGAUGUGUGGUUAGAUAACAUUUUUAAUGCUUGGAAGUUAUAGAUGAGAUCCAGCCGGCAAGGAAAGGAUCCCCAAUACUUGAGGAGGCUUGGUACUGGAUCCAGCUUCUUGGAAUUGGUUUUAUAAACUUUCUUCAGGGGGAUGGGGGGGCAUUGAACACAUUGAAGUGUGGAGGGGAAGGGGUUGAUGAAGUCUUGUGUCAUGGUGACUGGAAGUUGUCAUGCUGAUAAUGGAUGCGGGCCGCCAAAUGCUACUGCUCAUGUCAGAGGAGGUCAUGUAGCAGCCAUGCUUGGUGCAUUGCACCCCCCCCCCCUCUUUUUAGAAAUACUGCAAAUAUCAAGAAGUGCUUCCUUAUCUACAAUUGAGCAUUUGGACCUCUGAAAUACUAAAACCUAGACAUAAGCUAGGUAACAGACCUUCGUGGGUCGUGGGCCAACGAGGUGGGGUGAGGAGGAGGCCAUCCAAAUGAGAAACUUACUCAGCCAAACACUUAACGUAGAACUGUUAAUUGAAGGGUGUUGGGGAUAUUUUUUGCUUGGGGAAAGUAGUUAUUAAACAUUCCAAAAAGUGCUGGCACUUAGCAAAGCAGCAGCCACCAGUUCAUGAGGCAGCAUAAAAUUAUUGGCUUUGGGUAGCUUCAUACAGAAAUGUUGUCAUGUUUUGGAAUGUUCUUUAUAUCUAAAGGCCUGCUAGAAGGUGUAAAGAAUUUUGUGGGUUUUUAAAAAAAAAUACCUAAUUGUUUUCCAUCUUAAUUAUUUUGUGUGUGUUGUACAGCAGUAUAAUUUUUUUCACUUAUUUAUUCCAUCAGUAGCUAUGGUUUGUACAAUGUACAAUGGUUUCAUUUUAAAAAUUAAAAAAAAUCA
Molecule: messenger RNA, 3703 nt
Organism: Eublepharis macularius
Lineage: Eukaryota; Metazoa; Chordata; Lepidosauria; Squamata; Eublepharidae
Gene: BCL7A
Product: BAF chromatin remodeling complex subunit BCL7A
Exons: 6
Coding region: 229-864 (211 amino acids)
Source: RefSeq, a predicted model, not a curated record